AUGGACGAAGUACAAGUGAUCAUCGUAGGUGCCGGUCCGGCCGGCUUAGCAACCUCAGCAUGUCUUAAUCACCUUAAGAUUUCAAAUGUAGUACUCGAAAGAGAAGAUUGCUAUGCUUCUCUUUGGAAGAAAAGGUCAUAUGAUCGUUUGAAGCUACACUUGGCCAAAGAAUUCUGCGAACUUCCCUAUAUGACUUUCCCUCCAAAUGCACCCACAUACAUCCCCAAGGAUAUGUUUGUUCAAUACUUGGAAACUAAUGUAUCCCAACUCGGAAUAAACCCUAGGUGCAACCAAAACGUGAAGUCUGCUCUUUAUGAAGUAGACAUAAACAAAUGGCGUGUCACGGCCGAGAACACGCUUUUGGGUGCACAAGAAGAGUACCUUGGGAAGUUUCUUGUGGUUGCAAGUGGUGAAAAUAGCAUAGGUUAUGUUCCUGAAGUGCAAGGCUUGGAUGAGUUCAAAGGGGAGGCCAUUCAUUCAAGCAACUACGAAAACGGCAAGAAAUAUGGUGGAAAAAAUGUUUUAGUCGUUGGUUCUGGGAAUUCUGGCAUGGAAAUUGCAUAUGAUUUAUCAAAUUCGGGUGCUAAUACGUCCAUUGUUAUCCGUAGCCCGGUACAUGUUCUCAACAAGGAAAUUGUACAUUUCGGAAUGGUUUCGUUAAAAUUCCUCCCACUUAACAUAGUCGACAAGGCUGUUGUGCUCUUAGGAAAACUAAAAUAUGGAGAUUUAACGAAGUAUGGGAUUCGAAAGCCAAAAGAGGGACCUUUUUUUCUCAAGGCAGCUAAGGGUCGUGCCCCCACUAUCGAUGUUGGGUCCAUUAACAAGAUUAAAACUGGAGAGAUAAAGGUCUUGCCAUCCAUAACAAGCAUAGACGGAGACCUGAUCAGAUUUCAGAACGGCAACGUUGAUUCGUACAAUGCUAUUAUAUUUGCUACAGGCUACAAAAGCAGCGUUCUAAACUGGCUCCAGGAUGACAACCAUUACUUCAACGAGAAUGGAAUGCCACAAAAAAGUUUCCCGAAUCACUGGAAAUCGGAAAAAAAGGGUCUUUACAGUGCUGGGUUCUCAAGACGUGGGUUAUUUGGCAUUGCAUAUGACGCACGAAGUAUAGCAGAAGACAUCAGUUCGUGUUUGACCUCCUGA
Messenger RNA from Malus domestica (apple), 1143 nucleotides. Its product is annotated as probable indole-3-pyruvate monooxygenase YUCCA10. The record is from RefSeq and is a predicted model, not a curated record. Gene Ontology annotation, molecular function: flavin adenine dinucleotide binding; NADP binding; monooxygenase activity. Lineage: Eukaryota; Viridiplantae; Streptophyta; Magnoliopsida; Rosales; Rosaceae.